AUGCCCGAUCUUCGCAGGGGCGAGGACCACACGGAUGCGGAUCAUGAAAUGCGGACGUUGACAUCUUACCUCUCGCGCAUGAGCAGUCUGGCUUUCAGCCAAAGUACGUCCCGAAGCUCUAUAAACUCCGUCAGCGUCAAUGGCAUAUCGCAGGCACCCGUCGUCGUCAUGGGCAACCCGUCAGCGGAUCUGGACAGUUUCGUCUCCGCCGUGGUGACCGCGUUUUGCUACAACAUCGCUGGAAACGGGGCGGUACAUUCUAAGAGACCUGCGUAUAUACCGGUCCUGAAUCUUCCGUCCGUCAGAUCCAGCGAGCUGUGGCGACUGCGGCCGGAGUUUGGGGUCGCUAUACGGUUGGCAUCGGGGGAUGCGCCUGACGCAGUGGGCAAGGACGGUUCGGAGCAGGGCAAGACUGAUGCGUUGAACGAACUCGUCACCAUCGCGGACAUCAGAGCCGACAAGGGAUCGGCGCUACAUAGGCUAUUUUACGAGUCCAGCAAGAACCCCGAGACGCAGCAGCCGGAUCCGACCGCGAAGCAAUCCCUCUUUUUGGUCGACCACAACGCGCCCUCGAUACCGGGCCUUUCGGACGAAGCCGUCGCCGCUAGAUUUAACGUCACGGGCUGCAUCGACCACCACGUUGACGAACACUACGUGUCACAGGAUGCGGACCCACGCAUCGUCACGACCGGGAUAGGGAGCUGCACGAGCCUCGUGGUCACGCACCUUCGCAAGCAAGGCAUGUGGCCCUCCCCCACGUCCCAGCAGUCUGACGAGCAAAACCAGAACACUCCACAAAUCGACCCGGAGGCCCUGUCGCAGUUGUCCAAACUCGCCCUCGCCCCGAUCCUUAUCGACACGUCGAACCUGCGGGCCAAGGGCGACAAAUGCUUCGACACGGACAGGGAGGUCGCGCGGUUUCUGGAAUCCACGAUCGCGACGAGCACGGCGCAGAUACGGGGGGAAACAUCGCAGACGCGCUCCGGAUCAGCAGGAGGCGGCGCCGAAUGGGACCGCGACGCCUUCUUCUCGUGCAUCUCCACGGCCAAAGCAAACUCUCUGGACUUGCUGACCAUGCAAGAAGUCUUUGAUCGCGACUACAAGGCCUGGACCGAGCGCACUGCUACCGCCGGUGGUAACACUAGUACUGGCACUAGCACAGGUAAAGGUAAAGAAAUCAACAUCGGCAUCUCCAGCCUCGUGAAACCCCUCUCCUGGCUCGUCGCCCACGCGGGGGACGCCGACGCUUUGCUCGCCGAGAUCGAAGCCUUCGCCACCGACGACGCCCGCCAGCUGGGCGUGUUCUGCAUGCUCACGCGCACGGGCGACGGGCGCAAAGAAGUCGCCGUGCUGGUCCUGGACGACGCUGCAAAGGGCGCCGUUGACGCGUUCGAGACAAAGAGCCGCGAUGAGCUGCGGUUGGCCGAGUGGGCUGCCGAAGAUGGCGGCGGCGGCGGCGGCGGCGGGACCGAGAGACUUGUUGACGCACUGAAAAAGAAGUGGGCUGAGAAGGGCAAAUGGAAGAUCUGGUGGAUGGGAGACACGACUAAGAGCCGCAAACAAGUUGGGCCGCUGUUGAGGGAAGCAGUGAGAGAUCUCUAG
Messenger RNA from Fonsecaea pedrosoi CBS 271.37, 1602 nucleotides. RefSeq lists its product as uncharacterized. The record is from RefSeq and is a predicted model, not a curated record. The coding region runs from base 1 to 1602 and encodes 533 amino acids. Lineage: Eukaryota; Fungi; Ascomycota; Eurotiomycetes; Chaetothyriales; Herpotrichiellaceae. Gene Ontology annotation, molecular function: exopolyphosphatase activity. The transcript has a single exon. Gene Ontology annotation, cellular component: cytoplasm.